CAGUCCUCCCGAGGGAUAGACGAGCCGGGCCGGUCUGGAGCAGUACAGCGCCUCUAUGGUGAUGAGUGUUGGUGAUGUCGGUAAAGAUGGCGGCUGCUCCUCUGUAUUUUCAGCUGGAUGUGCCCUUCCCCCGUGCCUCCGAAGCUAAGGUCGCCCACAAUUCUCUGAACCCCGAUGCCGAGCCGAGGAAAGGAGGUGUGAGCAAGACCCUGAGCGUCCAAGACAACGUCCUACGGGUGCACUGGCAGGCGGAUGAAGCUCGGAUCCUCCGAGUGUCUGUGAGCUCCUUCCUGGAACAUCUGUCUCUGGUGGUGAAGACCAUGGAGAGAUUCGGGCCGCCGUUAUCCGAUUCAUGAAGAUUGGACAUCGGAGAGGAUCUCUACACACUGACAGACCUGGUGUCAUCCACCCUCAUAGACUCUGUUUAUAGAUCUCUGCAGACGUAUCAGACUUUUUUUUUUUUUUUUUAG
This is a messenger RNA of Rana temporaria (common frog), 470 nucleotides long. RefSeq names its product L antigen family member 3 (gene LAGE3). Gene Ontology annotation, cellular component: EKC/KEOPS complex. The coding region runs from base 75 to 356 and encodes 93 amino acids. The transcript has 3 exons. The record is from RefSeq and is a predicted model, not a curated record. NCBI's taxonomy places the organism in Eukaryota, Metazoa, Chordata, Amphibia, Anura, Ranidae.